AACCCAUCACGCCAAGCAAACAAACCCACUGCCUUAUGCACUUUUUUUUCCUACUCUCUCUCUCUAGUCUACAAAGAGAAACAGAAAGAGUGGUUUUUUUAUUUUUUUUAUAGGGCAAAUUAAUAAUAAAAUACUAAUAGUAUAGAACACCCUUUUGUGUGAAUGACUCUUUGGAAAGUCCAUGCAUUCUAGAGAGAGAGAGAUAUAUAUAAAACAAAGCCAAGAUCAGAGGACCCUUUUGUGUGAAUUUAUUAGUUUCUGAGUAAAAAAGCAAAAAUGGUUGGAAUUUUCUCAAGGUUUUCUGCCAGCAGGGCUGGCCAUCGAAGAACGCAAAGUGCACUUGAUGAGAGGGAAGUUUUGCCUCCAAAUUCAGAGGUUACAGGUGCAGCUACUGCUGUCACUGCUGCUUCUCAUGGGAUAGAAGUAGCAGUGGAGUUUAAGCCAGUUGAGCAUCCGAGUGAACCUCUUGACACUGAUAAACCAAUUCAAUGUCCAUUACCUGAACCUUCAAUUCUUAAUGAUGGAAGAAUUUGGAAGGAGCGAGUAUCUGCAAGUGUACGAAGGAGAGCUGACUUGCCAGUGAUGAAGGAAGGUGUUGCUCUUGAAACUGAAGCUGCUGGGACAAAACAAAGGUCAACUCAGUCCAAUCGCUUGAUCCUACCAUCUCUUAGUGCUCCUGAACAUAAUCUUCUUAACUUACUUGAAGACUGUAAUCCAUCUGGGAUUUAAAACAUGGUUUUGUUUCUUGAUUGGAAUUGUCAAUUCCAUUUAGUCAUACACAAUUUCAAAUGCGUUCUUUGACUUCUUUCUUCUUUCCUUUUUUUUUUAUUUUUACUUGCAAUAUCUUAUUUCCCCAUUUUUAUAUUAUUGCUUAAAUAUAUGUAUUUCUAAAGGUGUCAUAGCCAAGUCACACUUUGUAUAUGUCUAUUAAUGAAUUAUAUUAAAGUGUCAAUAUACACAUGAUUCUAAUAGGGGUUUA
This is a messenger RNA of Quercus lobata, 979 nucleotides long. Its product is annotated as cystic fibrosis transmembrane conductance regulator. The coding region runs from base 277 to 729 and encodes 150 amino acids. Lineage: Eukaryota; Viridiplantae; Streptophyta; Magnoliopsida; Fagales; Fagaceae. The transcript has 3 exons. The record is from RefSeq and is a predicted model, not a curated record.